AUGCAACAUAUCAAGGAUCAACUAGCUGAACUACGACUCUGUCUUGCAGCAUUGCCAACAGACAUUCCUAUUCCGAAGGAGUCAAAGUAUAAAUUCUUGAACUUCACCUUAGACGCCGAAUGGACUGCAGACAUUGGCGAGGCUGCUGCCGUCAAUCAAGAACUAGAAGUCAGGUUGGGCAGUCGAGUCAAUGGCCUUAAACUCGUUGAACGAAGCCCAGAGAUGGAGGCCAUAGUCCAUGUUUUUGAAACAUGGAUGAAGAAAUUUCCGGGUGAUGUUAUCCUGGAGAAAUGGGUGAACGACACUCUCGAAGCUGCACUCAAGUUCUAUGAAAGAAAACCAGUCAAAGUCAAUCAUACUCAGAUACCCGAGAAACAAAAGCCCAAGGUUCAGAAGCUCGAUACGAUGGUCGCUCCUUCUGUCAAAUGGCGAGAUAUGUAUGCAACCAUCCAUGGUAAACCUGAGACACCCUUGACCGACAAACAUCAAGGCAGAUGUUCAGACUUGGAUGAUGAAGAUGGGGAUUGGCUUGAUAAUGGUGAUAUUGCGGGCCAUGUGGGUUUAGCUGGCGUGAAAAGCACUGAGUUCGACGUGGAUAAAGAUAUUAACAUAUCAUCCGCGUACCUCCUCGAUAUUUUGUCAGACCACACUCUACAGCCCACGGCUGCUUGCGGAGGUCUGUCAACACCAAAGGUGAUGGCUGCCACAACUUCAUCCUCGACACUGAUGGGUGAUGACGAGUGGGAGGAAUGGUGA
Suillus subalutaceus is the source of this 756-nucleotide messenger RNA. RefSeq lists its product as uncharacterized. The transcript is spliced from 3 exons. The coding region runs from base 1 to 756 and encodes 251 amino acids. Lineage: Eukaryota; Fungi; Basidiomycota; Agaricomycetes; Boletales; Suillaceae. The record is from RefSeq and is a predicted model, not a curated record.